AUGAGCGUCAAAGUAACGGAAAUAAUCGGUGAACCAAAUGGAAAGUUCUACAUAAAACAAGAUUUCUAUCUGUAUUUUAUUUUAUUAAUUAGGUUCAAGGCUUACUGUAUUUUGGAGAAUGUCGGAAAAUGUUCUUCCGUGUAUAUUGCGUUCGAACCUGGUAACUGUGCAACAGCCAGCAACGUGAUAUUUGGCAUUUUUGAGGAAGCGGUCGAGAACAAAUUCAGCGAAUGCAUCGAUCGAGCAGAUUGCUUGGUGCAUUUAGGCAAGGGCCGCUCACUUGCUGCUCUGCUUUGCGACACUUCUGCUUCUUAA
Helobdella robusta is the source of this 315-nucleotide messenger RNA. RefSeq lists its product as hypothetical. The transcript is spliced from 5 exons. NCBI's taxonomy places the organism in Eukaryota, Metazoa, Annelida, Clitellata, Rhynchobdellida, Glossiphoniidae. The record is from RefSeq and is a predicted model, not a curated record. The coding region runs from base 1 to 315 and encodes 104 amino acids.